AUGACGGCGACACCGACAGCAACAAAGGCACGCAAACCAAGCGCAAAGGGCGAAGGGCCGUCUGUCGUGCCUCGGAAACGCCGCCGGCGGGCGGUGGGCAGCGGUGCGGCGGACGACUGCUUCACCUGCGCGAGCAGACAGUGUUCAGGGUACAAGACGACGUUGACCUGGGGCAUCGGAGUGGCCAGCAGAGGGAAGCUACGGGGUCUGUCUCUGCCCAUAUCAGGCGCAAAGAAGGUCGCCCAGUCGACCGAGCCCAGGAGCGUGCCAUCACAGCCGGCAGAGGCAAAGGCAGAAAAGAGCCUGCAGCAGCAGCAGCAGCAGCAACAACAGCAACAACAGCAACAGCCAGUCCAAGAGGAAGAGUCGGUGCAGACGCCGGCGCCGACAUCGCCCUGGUCGGCGAUAAACACGACCCCUCCACGCAGCAGCUGCAGCCGCAGCAGCAACGAUGGCAGCAGCAGCAGCAUAACCAGCAGCGGCGCCACUGCGAGCGAGCCCACAUAUCGUCAUCCCUUACCUGCAUACACGUCGUCAUACAGCCCCGUCGAUGCAUGCGGCCUACCGCUCUACCGGGAUGUGCCUGGGCCACUCAACAUCGGCACCAGCGCUGGCACCAGCUCAGCGAGCACGGCCAGCACGGCCAGCACCGUCAACGCCAGCAGCACCAGCAUGUACGUCGAGCUAGGGUCUCCCUAUGGCUCGCCGUACAGUGCCACGACCACGCACUUCAGCCCGCUGGAAGUGUAUUCGACGCCGGUGACACAGAAGCCGGUAUUCGACGACGAACUCGACGAAUCAGAGACGGUGGUGUCGACUGAUGUGUCGAUAUAUAAUGCUAAUAAUACUAAUAACACCUACCCUUACCACUACCACCCAUACCCAACAGCGUCCUUUUCGCUGAACCAGCCCUUCUCGACGACUUGGAUAGGCCGCAACCCUCGCAUGCGGUACCUGAUCGGGUACUAUACCGAGGUGAUAGCGCCAGUGAUAGUGACGUUUGACAGCCCUACGAACCCGUUCAGGCUGUACCUGCUCGAGCUGGCGAAGGACAGCGAGGCCCUGCAGCAUGCCAUCGCAGCGCUGUCGCUGAGCAACCUGCGUCAACGGCGGCGCAACUGGGGCCUGCUGUCGACGGGCAAAGACGGAACCCUUCGCGAAGAGACCUACCACAAGGGGAUGGCGAUACGGUCGAUCAACGCACAGCUGGCGGACCCGGUGCAGCGACGAACCGACUCUGUGUUUGCCACGCUGCUGAUGCUGUGUCUCUUCCACAUGUGCGAUACUGGACUGGCCUCGUUCCGCAGCCAGUUCGCGGGCGUGAAGAAGCUGUUUAUGAUCCGGGGCGCCGGCCGGGACCGGGGCAGCCAGGACUCGGAGGUGAUGAAGUGGUUUAUGCGGAUGUUUACCUGGUUCGACACGAUGACGGCGACCAUCAACGACCGGGACAGCCAGAUGAACGGCUGCCUGCUGGAGGUGACGACGUCGGGCCAGGACGAGUGGGCGCUGGAGAACCUGGCCGGCUGCGACCCGCGCCUGUUCCGGGCCGUCGCGCAGCUGGGCCGGCUCAACCAGCUCAGCCAGGCCAAACCGGUGGACAACUCGACUGCGCGGAUGGAGCGACCAGUCCCGACGGCCGCCAUCCCCCAGUCCCUCACCCACUAUCUAUCUGACACUGAUACUACAUCCGCUACUUCUUCUUCUUCUUCCCCUAUAGUGGACAUAUCUGCCGUCCCGAUGAACAGCCUGGACCCACGGACCGAGUUCUGGCGAGAAUGGCAUGUCGUCCGCCAGAAACUCGAGAGCUGGCGUCUCCCCGACCUGCCCGGCACCCACAGCCCCGUCCCGUCCCUUGCAUCCACCACAUCUACAUGUACAUCAACAUCUACUCCUACAUCUACUCCUACAUCAGCAUCAGCAGCAGCAGCAUCAUCAGCAUCUCUCUUUGGGGCAGCCCUGCCGGCCUCCCCCCUGUCGCACGUCAACCCAGCCAACCUGCCCGAGAUCUCCAACAUCUCCGAGUCCUUCCGGUACUCUGCGCUGCUGUACCUCGAGCGGCUGGCCCAUCCCACCACGCCCUCGCGCCACCCUCGCUUCCAGACGCUGGUCAGCGCGGCCCUGCACUACAUCCGGGCGGUGCAGUCGGACGUCUUCCUGCUGUGGCCGCUGUUCGUGGUGGGCAGCGAGUGCAUGGGCGAGGCAGAGAGGGCGGUCAUCCGCGAGCGCUGCUGCGACAUCCAGCGCGACUCGGGCUUCGUGAACAACCUGUCCUGCCUGCAGCUGCUGGAGCGCAUCUGGCAGGAGGAAGACCCCAACGAGAGUGGAAGUGGAAGCACUGCUUCGACAGCGUCAGGGGGGGAGCUGCUGGGGGGAGCGGCCUUCCGGUGGCGGCGCAUCAUCGACUCCCAGCGUCUUACAGAUGAGUACAUUGUCGUGUAG
This is a messenger RNA of Nannizzia gypsea CBS 118893, 2439 nucleotides long. RefSeq lists its product as hypothetical. Bases 1 to 2439 code for a protein of 812 amino acids. Gene Ontology annotation, biological process: positive regulation of transcription by RNA polymerase II. Gene Ontology annotation, cellular component: nucleus. The record is from RefSeq and is a predicted model, not a curated record. Gene Ontology annotation, molecular function: transcription cis-regulatory region binding; DNA-binding transcription factor activity. NCBI's taxonomy places the organism in Eukaryota, Fungi, Ascomycota, Eurotiomycetes, Onygenales, Arthrodermataceae. The transcript has 3 exons.